Molecule: messenger RNA, 420 nt
Organism: Cooperia oncophora
Lineage: Eukaryota; Metazoa; Nematoda; Chromadorea; Rhabditida; Trichostrongylidae
Source: the annotation of a GenBank genome assembly
AUGCGUAGUUUUUACGAUAUUCUAGAAGUAAGUGCAUGUGCUAGUGCUGAGGAAGUAAAACGUGCGUAUUUCGACUACCUGAGAAGAAUCCAUCCCGACAAGUCUGCAGGUGCUGCGAAAAGUGAAGAUUCUAUAGAUUACGCUACCUUUAUUUGGACCACACUCAAGGAUACGAACAAGCGUCGUGAAUACGAUUGCUGGCUUCGAGAACAGCAAUAUCGAGAGACAAAAGGCACUGUAGCGGAGCGAAUUGAGAUUGGUUCCGACGACACAGAUCCGAUAGUAGAGCCUUGCCGUUGUGGAGAUUAUUAUAGUAUUGCUUCCGAAGAGAUCCAAAAGAUUGUCGACGUUGGUAUUUUUGAAUGCGCUUCGUGCUCCCUUUGUCUUGAGGUUUCAAAAGCGCAACUGGAUACUGCAUAG